Molecule: messenger RNA, 1134 nt
Organism: Punctularia strigosozonata HHB-11173 SS5
Lineage: Eukaryota; Fungi; Basidiomycota; Agaricomycetes; Corticiales; Punctulariaceae
Exons: 11
Coding region: 1-1134 (377 amino acids)
Biological process (GO): isocitrate metabolic process; tricarboxylic acid cycle
Cellular component (GO): mitochondrion
Molecular function (GO): isocitrate dehydrogenase (NAD+) activity; magnesium ion binding; NAD binding
Source: RefSeq, a predicted model, not a curated record
AUGUUCUCCCGUCCAUUCUCUGGCGUCGCGCAGGCCGCAGUGAAACGCUCUCAGGCUUUCCGGAGAUAUGCUACCGUGACCCCCGCGCCUACGGCAGCAUACGCUGGAAAGAAGAACGCCAGCGGGAAAUACUCCGUUACGCUCAUCCCCGGAGACGGUAUCGGCCCCGAAAUAUCUGAGGCGGUCAAGGACAUCUAUGUCGCUGCCAACGUUCCGAUAGAAUGGGAGGAAGUUAGUGUGGCCCCCAUUCUGAAAGGCGGCAAGACCGUCAUCCCCGAUGCUGCCAUUCAGUCCGUCAAGCGCAACACCGUCGCUCUGAAGGGCCCUCUUGCUACCCCGAUCGGAAAGGGCCACGUCUCCCUUAACCUCACCCUCCGUCGUACCUUCAACCUCUUCGCAAACGUCCGUCCUUGUGUGUCCAUCAAGGGUUUCAAGACUCCCUACGACGACGUCAACACUGUCCUGAUCCGUGAGAACACUGAGGGAGAGUACUCCGGUAUUGAACAUGAGGUUGUCGACGGUGUCGUGCAAUCCAUCAAGCUCAUCACCUGGGAGGCGUCGGAGCGUGUCGCGCGAUACGCGUUCUUCUACGCACAGCAGACCGGCAGGAAACGCGUCACUGCCGUGCACAAGGCUAACAUCAUGAAGAUGUCGGACGGCAUGUUCCUUUCCGCGUGCAGGGAGGUCGCGAAGAGCUUCCCGGACAUCAAAUACGAUGAGGAUCUCCUUGACCGUGUUUGCUUAAACAUCACCCAAAACCCCGCGCCGUUCUCGGACCGUGUCAUGGUUAUGCCUAACUUGUACGGUGACAUUCUGUCCGACAUGUGCGCUGGUCUCAUCGGGGGCCUUGGCUUGACGCCAUCUGGCAACAUCGGACGGGAUGCCUCUAUCUUCGAGGCCGUCCAUGGUUCGGCGCCUGAUAUCGCAGGGAAGGGUCUCGCUAACCCCACUGCACUCCUUCUCUCGUCGCUCAUGAUGCUGAGGCACAUGGGUCUCCAAGAAUACGCUUCGAACAUCGAGCAGGCCGCCCUUACUACCAUUGCCGAGGGCAAGAGCAUCACCGGUGACUUGGGAGGCAAGGCGAGUACGAAGGAGUACACGCAGGCCAUCAUCUCCAAGCUCGGUAGGGCUUAG